Messenger RNA from Schistosoma curassoni, 1075 nucleotides. Lineage: Eukaryota; Metazoa; Platyhelminthes; Trematoda; Strigeidida; Schistosomatidae. The record is from the annotation of a GenBank genome assembly.
AUUACUCUCAAGGUUCCUGCCACAUUCGAAAAUUUGCUAAGUCGUCUUAUGUCUUAUGUCUGAAGGGUCGUCUAUCUUGUCCUCUGGACCUAAAAGACAAUACGGGACUCUAGAAUCUACGAAUGCUUCACAAAAUCCUCAUAUAAUCUAUAACGUCAAACCUGGAGAUACUCUUGUGUCAAUCGCAGUACAAUUUGGAACAACAGUACAAAGAUUGCGAUGGAUCAAUCGUUUGUGGGGAUCAGACAUCUCUAACAUAGCUACAUUAAGAGUCCCUGUCAAGUCUGACCCUAGGCGGUUUGUACACCACAAUUCAAUUGAGUUGUCUACAGUCAAAAAGAAAUCUGAGCCUGGUAAUGAAGACGCUCCACAAAUAGCUUCUGCUAGCAUUUAUUUUAAAGAAUUGUCAGAAAGGGUCGAAAAGGCCAAGGAAGCUGCCUCUCGCUGCUUAGAAAAGAGCAGACUACCUGAAAUCAUAGCUGACUGUGAUCCCAGUAAACGCGAUUGUUUUCCCGUUCCAAGUUUGUCGGUAUCUGAUGAAACAGUGGUCAUGGUAACAGCACCUUCAACUUCCAAACUUAACUCAAUUACUGAUUCUCGAAAAAGAUUUUGUUCAAUCCCUACAAACAGCAUUCACGAUCCAUGCUGAUUCGUAUGUUAGAGUAGAUGAUCUCGUGUAAAAGUGCAUUACAUUUUUUAUAAUAGUGCAAUAACUAUGUUACUUUUGUCCGUCUGGACUGUGAUAGUUCGUUCUGUUUGUCCUUUUUCGUUCGUUUACUUACAAUUUAUUUCGUAUUGUAUAUUUGUAGGGUCUUGAUUUUUAGUAUUCAUUUUAAUUUAUUUUUAAUCUUAAAAUACUAAAGAUUCUCCUAGUGUAAAUCACACAUGGUAUAUAACUUAAUUUGUAUCCCGUAUUUCAUUUCUCUUUAGUCUACAUCCAACAAACUUUUUGAACGACCAUUACCAUAAACACCGUUUUACCAAAGAUGUCAAAAAGUAUUCUGUAUUUGCUAAUCAAAUAUAUAUAAAUGUGCAUCUCUGUUUUUCAACUUAUUUAUCGAAAAGUUCUGUAUGC